AUGUCUUUUCAGGACGUCUUCUGGGCGGCGCCGCCGGUCUCAAGGUACGCACCAAAAGCACACGUGCCGAAAUAUGCAGAUUCUGAUGCUGAAUAGAACCAUCACAGCCGCGACCGUACUCCUUUCAGUACCAGGACAUCUAGGAUUCUAUAGCCUUGCAUGGGUCGUCUUCCUCAAGGACUACGUCUUCACCAUCCGCCAGUUACCACAGAUAUGGCGUCUUGUAACCUGCUUUUUCCUCACCGGACCUCAGUUGGGCCUGAUCAUGGAUCCCUUCUUCCUCUACCACUACAGCAGCCAGCUUGAGACUGGAUCACCUCGCUUCAGCGCGCCGGGCGCGUACGCUUUCUACCUCUUCUUCGUCGCCAGCGUCAUCAUGGUAAGUCCAUGCUGUGGCGCAAUUCAUGAAUCACGACAUCUUCUUCCACUGUAUUCCAAUUUUGCACAUUGCAACCUCGUAUAUCUGCCCGUACAGCCUUUUCUAGCUGUCACGGUUCCUGGAAACGAGGAAGAUUACCCCUGCAUUGCGCAGCGUUCGUCAUUCGCAAAUUUUAAAAGAGCGUUUGUGGAGUGUGGGCAUGGUGGGAUUCCGUAUUGAGAGAGCUGUCAACCUUGAUGUUUGUGGUUGACGGUGGUUAUUGGACCCUACAUAUCUUCUUUGAGAUCUGUUGGCUUGUGAUGAUGUUAUGAGCGUUCUGCUAACGCUAUUUCAGCUUACUGGAGGUAUCUACCUCGGCGGCGUGACCCUACUGAAUCCACUCAGUAUGGCACUGAUCUACACAUUCGCUCAAGAAGAUCCCAACCGAGUCGUUUCGUUCUUCAUCGUUCAGAUGCCAGCGAAGUACUUGCCAUACGCCUCUCUCGCCAUCACCUACCUCUUGGCAGGUCCCUUUGCGACUAUGGUUCAGGCUACUGGUAUCCUUGCAGCUCAUCUGUACGACUUUCUGGACAGAAUCUGGCCACAGUUUGGUGGAGGCCAGCAAUGGAUCCGAGUGCCCCAGUUCGUUCAAAAGACAUUCGCGACGCCUGGUGGCACCGGCCAAGCGCGCACGUAUGGAACUGCAUUUGGCGCGAGAGCGGGCGGCCAGCGCCAGACAGUACAGCAGAACCAAACAGGCAGCGGUGGUGGCUGGACAUCUGGUUCAGCCUGGGGCAGUCGAGGCUCGGGCAGAAGGCUCGGCGGAGAGUGA
Lecanosticta acicola is the source of this 1190-nucleotide messenger RNA. The record is from the annotation of a GenBank genome assembly. Lineage: Eukaryota; Fungi; Ascomycota; Dothideomycetes; Mycosphaerellales; Mycosphaerellaceae.